Dryobates pubescens (Downy woodpecker) is the source of this 2669-nucleotide messenger RNA. It is a transcript of the gene DZANK1, whose product is annotated as double zinc ribbon and ankyrin repeat domains 1. Lineage: Eukaryota; Metazoa; Chordata; Aves; Piciformes; Picidae. The coding region runs from base 2 to 2419 and encodes 805 amino acids. The record is from RefSeq and is a predicted model, not a curated record. The transcript is spliced from 20 exons. Gene Ontology annotation, molecular function: protein binding. Gene Ontology annotation, biological process: eye photoreceptor cell development.
AAUGACAGCUGGCUCCAUCUCCGUUCCCCAGGUCAUCCCACUUCGGAUCCCUCUCCCAGGGAAGGCUAAAUGGGAAAUAGACACAAAUACCUUCAUAGAAAUAAAAUCAGAUACACCUGAGGUCUCUAUUUAUUACACUUUAGAUGGAAGUAAGCCAGAACUCAUCAGGAAACCUGGCUAUAGAGAACAUAACACUUUCAAGUAUAAAGGUCCUAUCAUACUACCAGUUGGGAAGAUAAUGGUCAAGGCACUGGCAGUUACAAAGGACUGCAGGAAGAGCACAGUUGUAACAAAAGUGUUUCUGGUAGAGUACAAGCAACCAAACAUCCUUUGCUCUCUUGAAGGCAAUGCCAAGAAUUUCCUAAAAGACAGCACCACACAGGGGAGGGAAGGUGGAAUGUUGACUACAAACCCAAAGAAGAAUCGAGUGAAUUUGCAAAUCAAGCCUGCCUGGAGUGAAGCACCCCAAGAUUCUCAAGACUUGGAAACAGAAAGAAAGAUUACUCACAGGUCCCUGCGUGGACCCAAGUUCCUUGUUGGUCAUUUGGAAGCAACAGAGGACAGAGAUGGAUCCCUCUCAGCACUGCCAACAGAGUCAGUACAGUUUGCCAGCUCUUCUGCAGUGACUGGCCAGAGAAGUUUAGCAAGCACACAGGUGUCAAGGAUCCAUAGGGAAACAGAUUUCCUCAGAUGUCCUCAGUGCUCUGCACCUCGCCUGGCUGACCCCUUGGCUCACUUCUGUCAGGAAUGUGGAUCUCCUAUCCCACCUGUGCCAGUACAUCACUUUCCAUCCCCUGAGGGAGCACAGAUGGCUCCCUGUCUUGAAUGCAAACAUCUGGUGCCAACAAAUACUCCCACUUGCAUUGUGUGUGAGUCACCAAAAGCUCCACAGCUGCAGCCCCAAUCCAACAGCUGCAUAAAGGGUAAAGUAAUUUGUCAGGUGUGUGGCACAGGAAAUCCUCUUCACCACAAACACUGUGUGACUUGUGAAAGCAAGCUGCCUGAACUACAUCUGGUAAGGCUUCUUGCAUCAAUAACUCCAGGGGAAAUCAAAUCAAAUCACAUACUUUUCCUUUGGAAAACUGCACCAGGGUUUGGAGGAGACACUCCACCACCUUACCACGGCCAGCAGAAGGAGACGGUUUCGUGCUCCAAAUGCCAUCGUGUUAACCGCUGUGAUGCCCAUUUCUGUGACUGGUGUGGAGCGAAGCCUGGACCUCCUCCGUCCUAUUUUGCCUGUUUCAAGUGUGGUAGCAGCAACCAGCCCUACGCUCGCUUCUGUGGGUCCUGUGGUGUUUACAUAGAGCCUCCAUCAAGGGUGGCUUCCCCCAGCAGCAGCCCCAUGGAUGCUGGGCACUCAUUGGGGUUCUCUGAGGCCAAACAAUUUCAAGCUCAAGUUGCUUGGCAGCCUCUUCCUAUUGCCUUGCCCAAAAUGAGGGCAGAACUGAAAGAAACAGAAGAGAAAGGAACCCAAACCAUUGGGCUUUUCUACCCAUCUAGCAAACUGCUGGAAAAGAAGGAGCUGGAGCUGAUUUCACAAAAGGAAAAGCUGGAGAAGAUGAGUGAUCAUAAGCCUCUUCUGACAGCCAUUAGUCCAGGCAAAGGUUACUGGAGAAAACAGCUGGAUCACAUCUGUGCUCACCUUCGAAGCUAUGCUCAGAACAACCUCCAAUUCAGAGCACUGAUUGGAGAACCUCGAAUGGGAAAGAUGAAUUCUGCUACCAUCUGUGAGGGUGACUCUGAAGUCACCAUUACACUGAAUUAUGCCCUUGCUGUCAAAAAGGACACCCCUACUACUAAACCAGGGAAGUUCAACAGUCAUGACCCAAACACUGGAGCAGAAGGCAGAGAUGGACAGCAUGGCAGUCAAACCAGUUUGGGCAAAGAGGAUCAUUAUCUUUUCCAUCCAAGAGGUGAAAUAAAGAGAGCAAAGCUGAAAGCACUUGCAGGAAAAGAAGAGGAGCUCCCUCCAGAGUCUAGACAACUCCUGGAUGAACUGGGUCCACAUGGGAAAGGAAGAAUCACCUUGGUAGAACAGUUGCUCAGUGAAGGGGCUGACCCAAACUGCACCAGCGAGGAGGACAGACCUGCUCUCACCAUUGCUGUCCUCAACAGGCAUGCAGCAGUAAUUCCCCUUCUUGUGCAGAAAGGUGCUGACAUUGACCAGCAGUCAGGGCUGCACAACAACACUGCUCUCCAUGAGGCAGUUCUGCUUGGAUCAGAGGGAGAGGAGUGCAUCCAAGCCCUGCUACGCUGCCAUGCAAGCCUGGAAAAGCAGAAUGCAGAAGGGCAGUUGGCCUAUGAUCUGGCUGUCACCGCUGGAAACGACCAAGUUCUUUCCUUGUUCCCGAGUCAGCUUGGGCAGGGAGCGCUGCACCGGCUUGGGAAACCCAGGGACGUUGAUCUUGUCAGUGUGUGAUUGCAGCUGCCUCUUCAUCAUGGCGGCACCAGAAGUUCUCUGAGACUGGGAGCACCAAAAGGCAUGCAAGCCAGUUGUCUGCAGACCUCACAGCCUUUUAAGAGCAGCUUGGGCCCCAUCACAGCCAAGUAUUUUGUGCAAGAUUCCACCCCCAGUUCCCUCCCGGCAGUUCGCAGCACAAUUCUUCCCCAGCUGCACUCUGUCCUGCAAGAUUUCCUUUCCCUUCCAAACUCCUGCAAGGAGAGGACCA